This is a messenger RNA of Notechis scutatus (mainland tiger snake), 1392 nucleotides long. Lineage: Eukaryota; Metazoa; Chordata; Lepidosauria; Squamata; Elapidae. The record is from RefSeq and is a predicted model, not a curated record.
AUGCCGAGCCGCCCCGAGGAUUACGAAGUACUCUUCACCAUUGGCGCCGGUUCAUACGGCAGAUGCCAAAAAGUGCGGCGGAAGGCGGACGGCAAGGUUUUAGUCUGGAAGGAACUGGACUAUGGAUCUAUGACAGAAUCUGAAAAACAAAUGCUUGUUUCUGAAGUGAACUUACUUCGUGAACUGAAACAUCCAAAUAUUGUUCGUUAUUAUGAUCGUAUAAUUGACAGGACAAAUACAACACUUUAUAUUGUGAUGGAAUAUUGUGAAUGUGGAGAUUUGGCUUCACUGAUUGCAAAAUGUACAAAAGAAAGGCAUUAUCUGGAUGAAGCUUUUGUUCUUCGCGUCCUUACUCAAUUGACUUUGGCCCUGAAAGAGUGUCACAGGCGGAGUGAUGGUGGUCUCAUUGUGCUUCAUCGAGACUUGAAACCAGCAAAUAUUUUCCUUGAUGGCAAGAAAAAUGUGAAACUUGGUGAUUUUGGCCUGGCUAGAAUACUUCAUCAUGAUACCAGUUUUGCAAAAACAUUUGUUGGUACACCAUAUUAUAUGUCUCCAGAGCAAAUAAAUCGCAUGUCUUAUAAUGAAAAAUCUGACAUCUGGUCUCUAGGCUGUUUGCUAUAUGAGUUAUGUGCACUGUCACCUCCAUUUACAGCUUUUAAUCAGAAAGAGCUAGCACAAAAGAUAAGGGAAGGAAAGUUCAGACGAAUCCCAUACCGUUAUUCGGAACAGCUGAAUGAACUCAUCACAAAGAUGUUAAACCUGAAGGAUUAUUGCCGGCCUUCAGUUGAAGAAAUUUUACAGAAUCCAUUGAUAGUCGAUUUGGUAUCUGAGGAGCAAGUGAGAAUUUUGGAGAGGAAAGGACGACGAUCAGACCAGGAUAAAGUAGAAAGAGUUUCAGGAACACCAAGUAAUGAAUUAAAACUGAAAGAACAACAGCUGCAAGAGAAAGAGAAAGCUAUAGAGGAAAGGGAACACAGACUAGAACAGAGAGAACGAGAAUUGUGUAUUCGGGAGAGAUUAGCAGAGGACAAAUUGUCUAGGGCUGAGAAUUUGAUGAAGAAUUACAACUUAUUCAAGGACCAUAGAUUCUACCUGCCAGCAACUUGCCCAGGAAAAGAUGAAAUGUUACCUGUCCAUACAGCAAGAAAAAAGAAAGUCCAGUUUGGUGACGAAAGUAAAGAAAAUGCUCAAGGUGAGGAAAACCUGGAAAACUUUUCCCAAUCAAGAGAAAAAAAUUGUAACUUGAAGAAGCGUCUUUAUGCUGCAAAUCUGCGUGCUCAAGCCCUGUGUGAACUGGAGAAGCAUUAUCAGUUGAAAAGCCGUCAGCUGCUGGGAAUGCGUUGAAACAGUUUAUUUGUGCCUGUACAGAAGAGUGAUAUUUCUAUGAUGUUU